GUGCGUCGCUAGAAAAACACAGACACGCCCCCAUCAUGUUAUUGGCGCGUGUCGGGGCUGAAGGAAAAUUAAGCAGAUUCCGUUAGGCAGAUGUAUUAAAAUCACGCGUGAAAUAUUGAUUAUGGAAACAAUAUUGUUGUAAGUGCAUGCUACAAUCAUUACUUUUUUCUUAAAGUAAUCAUUCAUGACGCUAAACAGACGCAUAAUCCUGUUGCUAUAGCUACAGCUCAUUUACACAUAUAAUUUACGUUUAAAACAUAAGUUAGCUCACGUAACCCCCGUAAAAAUGAUGAAAAGCGUUGGAAAGCUUUUUGGGUUAAGGCGAAAAUGCGCGCCCCCCAAGUCUCGCAUUGACAAGAAGAAGACGCGCGUGAACCCCAUUGAUCGUAUGCUGGAAGACAGCGACGAGGGUUCGUACGCCAGCACGACCAGCGUCAGUUCAGAGAGCGAGUGCCAGACAUCUGACGAUGAAUCCCGCAGCUCUGACAGCUCGUACAGACCCCGCGGGAGCGACAGCAGCAGCGAAACGGACGAGAAAUGCGCGGUGUCCCGAAAACAGAGGAAAAGGGUCGCCAGCGCGACGGCUUUGGACGACGACGACUCCAGCGAUUCCUCCAGUGACGUCGGCGGAGAGCCGCUCAGGAGAGUGCUGCAGAGGAAACGUCUCCGACUGCCGGAGGAUUCAGAGGACGAGGCUCUGAGGGAGAAGAAGAGAGAUGCGGAGGUGAAACAAGCUGCGGCCAAGAGGAGAGAGAGGAAGAAUAAACUCAUGGAGCUGUCAAAGAGGAGAAAGUCGGGCACCACGCGUCGCAGGCGCAGAACGUUGGGUUCAGAUGAUGAAGAUGAGGAGGAGGAGGAGAAAGUGGAGGUUAAACCAGAAGAGCAGAGUAAAGCAGAUGAUUCUGGGGAUGAAUCUAGUGUUGAGGAGAACGGCAGUCCUCUAAACAGCAGCGAUGAGGAAAAACUGGCUGACAGUGACAGUCUGAAGGAUUUUAUUGUGGAGGAAGAUGAAAAGAAGAAGGAUGAAAAACAGGAGGAAGAUGAGGAGGAGGGAAAAGAUAUGGAUUUUCUCUCUCACCUUCCACGCCAGUUUAUCACGGGAUCUCAGAAAACCCACUUUCAGGUGGUGGUCAAAGCCUUGCUGAUCAAUGUACUGGACCCAACCUUCCUCAAGUCACUUCAUGGUGGCGAGCGAACAAAACGGUAUGCUCAGGAGAUGAAGUCAUCAUUGCACCAUUUCGAUGAGCGACUGGUUCUCCCUCGCCUAGAAAAUCUGAAACAGAGGAGCCGCUGGAAAGAGCGUUAUAAAGAACGUGUCGAAUGUUAUCCCAAACUGCGAGUUAUGGAGACGAGGGUCCAUUCGAAGGGAUGUGAAGCUUGCGAGCUCCACAGAACAGGCCGCUUCACCGUGCGACUUUCUGGGCAGUUGUAUCACAACACCACCCUGCAGGAAGACCAAUUUAUGCCUGACGACGCACAGAGUUUCUUCGUUGGCUCUGUCUGUGCCAGUCGAACUGAGGUCUACCAUGCGUUGAAGCACUUUAAGUACCAUCUCUUUGAGAGGUGUCGCACAGCUUUAGAAGCUCAAAAGGAAGUAGGAGAUAAAGAUGGAGAGGAAGGCGAAGAUGAACCAGUUAAAGACACCGUCAACAAGGUGUUCACUAAAUUGCAAGAGGGAGGGUGGAUCAAUGAGCAAUAUGAAAAGUUUCAGGAACACCUCAACUCUGCUGAUUUCUUCCAGGAAGAAAAGCUGGAUUGAAAUCUUUUCAUCUUUUGUAUUCUGUAAAUAAAAUGAAGCAUGAUUAAUUUUCUCAA
Molecule: messenger RNA, 1815 nt
Organism: Paramisgurnus dabryanus
Lineage: Eukaryota; Metazoa; Chordata; Actinopteri; Cypriniformes; Cobitidae
Gene: ccdc82
Product: coiled-coil domain containing 82
Cellular component (GO): nucleus
Source: RefSeq, a predicted model, not a curated record